This is a messenger RNA of Amblyraja radiata (thorny skate), 2426 nucleotides long. Its product is annotated as sphingosine kinase 2-like. Gene Ontology annotation, cellular component: membrane; intracellular membrane-bounded organelle; cytoplasm. Gene Ontology annotation, biological process: phosphorylation; sphingosine biosynthetic process. The record is from RefSeq and is a predicted model, not a curated record. Lineage: Eukaryota; Metazoa; Chordata; Chondrichthyes; Rajiformes; Rajidae.
AUGACGGUGAGUUUUAUGCGAACCGUGGAUGACCAAGGAUUUUGUCAACUUUACCAAGCAGAAAAGAAAGCACGUGUCCGAUGGAAGAAAGUGGCAUCAGACUGUAUUUUUGAGGAUUACAAGCGAGUGGAAUUUAACUCAAGAAAGGAUGAAAAAUUAACCGAGACGGCUGGCGUGUGCAACGUUGCCAUGGCAUAUAUGGACCUAACCAAGGCCAUUGAUAAGGUUCUCCAUGUUACGAAUUGCGAAGCGGGGCCAAUUCCUCCACCAGGCCAGGCUCGAACCCCGUGCACCGAGGACUCGCUCAACGAAGACGGAGGACCCACCCGGAAGGCUCGGCUUGCCCAACGUGGACUGCGAACGCGGCUCCGAGCCAAUGGCGACGAAGUGACCUGCGCCGCCGAGAACGUGAAGACUAGAAAAAGUGGGCAUGGAGUCAGAUGGACUAACCACUCUCACACUCUCUCAACAGAUCAUCAGAAUCACGCCUGGCAACUGGUUCAAGAGAUCAAACUGUAUGAGUGUGCUGGCAUUGUGGUUGUAUCUGGUGACGGACUGCUACAUGAGGUGAUCAAUGGGUUGAUGUCCCGAGCGGACUGGAAAGCAGCGAUGAAGUUGCCGCUGGGAAUCAUCCCGGCUGGAUCAGGGAAUGCCCUGGCUGCUGCUGUUAAUCACAAUGCAGGGUUCCGCAUGUCCACUGGGGUGGAGCUCCUGGUGAACUGCGUGCUCCUGCUGUGCCGAGGGUCGGGCCGGGGUCUGGCCACGCUGCUAGACCUGGUGUCGGUCACCACGGCGACGGGCCGCCGCCUCUUCUCCUUCCUGUCCGUGGCCUGGGGCUUGGUGGCGGACGUGGACGUGGAGGGCGAGCGUCUUCGCCGGUCCGGGCCCGCCCGCUUCACCCUGGGGACCCUCGGUCGCCUGGCCACACUUCGCCGCUACCCCGGACGCCUCUCCUACCUCCCGGCCGUCCCACGCCUCCGCCGCAGCGGCACCCUCUCCCCCGGACCCCCGCCCUCCCGCCCGCCGCUUGGAAGGACCCUCUCCGACUCGGGGCCCUGGGGCAGGGGCCACGACCACUCCCCGCCCCCCUUAUCGGCUUAUGAGGGCUUCUCAUUCGAGGGGGCUUCCUUCGCCGAGGAGGAGGAGGAGGAUGAUGAGGUGGGUGCGGAGGGAGGGGAGGCAAGAGCCGUGCUGCUUAACUCUGAACGGGAGAACCAUACGCGCAAGGACCCUGCUGUGGUGAGCUCUAACGGGGGCUCAACACCCGAGGGUCUCAGUUCAGAAAACUCCAACAUCUCCGCUUCUAAAGACCCUUGCCUGGGUUGUGGAGGGCCCUCGGUGCGUGUGUGUCACGAUCUAGGGAACGCUAAUAUCUGUGCGCAAAAUGACCCUGGUCCUGUAAACUCUGAAGAAUUCCCCGCUCAAGAGCAGCCUCGUCUAAUGGUCGAACGAGACUCGGCGAGGGAGGAUCACGUUCAAGGGAGCACUUAUAACCUGGCCCGUAAGGCACCUGGUUCACACAGCCCUGAGGUGAACAACCGUGUCAGUCAGGACCCUGGUCUAAUCACCUCUGAAAUGGGUAUCCCAGCUUCUGGGAGUGUUGGCCGGCUGAGUGACGGGGACAUUUCCGGACCUCAGGGACCAGGAGUCGUCGUUCGCAUCCAGCGGCCCCCCUCUGCCCACCCGCUGCCCCGGGAUGAUCUCCUGCCCCCGCCGGGCGCGCCGCUACCCCAGGACUGGGUGACGGUGGAGGGCGACUUUGUGCUGGUGCUGGCUAUCUACCAGAGCCACCUGGGGGCCGAACUGAUGACCGUCCCUCCUGCACAGUUUGCCCAGGGCGCCAUCCACCUCUGCUACGUGAUGGCGGGCAUCUCCCGCGCCUCCCUGCUCCGCCUCUUCCUGGCCAUGGAGAAGGGGGCGCACUUCGACCUGCGCUGCCCGCACUUGACCUACGUCCCCGCCACCGCCUUCCGAAUCGAGCCCCUGGGCGGCCGGCCGGCCGGUAUCGUCACCGUGGACGGGGAGAGGGUGGAGUACGGGACCGUGCAGGGGCAGAUCCACCCCGGCCUGGCCCGGCUCGUCACCGGCUUCCCCCCCUCGCCCCAAGCUAGCGGACACUGAGAGCCGCCCUGGCAAUCCUCUAUAACCUCCCCACCUCUCCUGCUCUUCCCUGGCACCUACCGACAUCCCGACCCUUCCCCGGCUCAUUUUCUCGCCAUCCCUCCCCCAUUGAGAUCCUUCUUCACCCGCUCUCCCUUUUCCGCGCUCUCCUCUAUAUUUCUUCUCAUCUCUCAUCUCUCCUGCCCACAAAGCGGGAAACACACGGACAUUCCCUGGGGAGAGGGAAAAUCCUAUUGUACGUCAGUGCGCAGUUUGCACAGCGCCCCCGGCUUGGUUUGGAGCAGGGGGUGGGGGUGAGACCCCUG